AUGUAUGCCUUUGAAAAGCAAUUUCGUGCAGCCUAUACAAAUGCAAAAUUUAAAGAAGUUCAAACAAAAAUGAAAUGCCUAUUGUACUGUUAUGUGACUCUUGUCAAAGAGGAAGGAUCAAUUUGUACUUAUCAUGUGAAAAAGGCUGUUUUAGUUGGUGAGAAGAUAAGGAAAGUGGAAUUUGUUGUGUACUAUAAUUCAAUUGAAUAUGACAUCCAAUGUAUGUGUCGGUGGUUUGAGUUUAGGGGCGUUUUGUAUGCCCAUUCACUUUGGGUGCUCCUUAAAGGGUGCAUAUAUGAGGUUUCAGAUAAAUACAGAACAGAUUUGGAAAGAGGGUACACAUGCAUUCCAACCACAUACACUAACUCUGGGCCUGUUCUCAAUGCAAAGGUGCAUGAUAACUACCAUGAGACAUUGGAUGAAAUUAUAGAAAUUGCUUCCAACGAUGAUGGUAAACACAAAGUCAUUCAACUUGGGUUAAUAGAAAUCAAUGAUAGAGUGAGACAAGAUCAAUCGGGUUAUGCAAGUCAUAUGCCACCUUCUACUACUACUGUCUCAUCUUCUGAUACUUCCCCCAAAACUGAGCUUGGUCACAGUACUACAAAUACAAGCAUGACUCGCAAGGUGCUUAGUCCUAUGGUUGUUUGCUGA
Messenger RNA from Camellia sinensis, 651 nucleotides. The record is from RefSeq and is a predicted model, not a curated record. NCBI's taxonomy places the organism in Eukaryota, Viridiplantae, Streptophyta, Magnoliopsida, Ericales, Theaceae.